Messenger RNA from Cinara cedri, 7856 nucleotides. The record is from the annotation of a GenBank genome assembly. NCBI's taxonomy places the organism in Eukaryota, Metazoa, Arthropoda, Insecta, Hemiptera, Aphididae.
CACGGGACCGAUCACGAGUGCUUGAAAUAAUACAUUUUACUACUGAUCAUAAAGACACACUGUUUUACCUGAAGGUUUUUUCGAUAACAGGUUGAUAAAUUUUCCUGUUAAACGAUACUGUUAAUGUUACAGUAUUCUACGAUAUUGUGUUUUGUAUUUAUUUUCGUGUCGAAAGUCAAAACAUUGUGAAUUUUCUAUCAAACCGACAUACCGUUCAAUCGGUUCGGAUGUAUCGUCCGCUAGACGUCCUAAGACUGCUUGCCGCGAAUUAGCUGAUCAAAUUGUGUACAUAAUAUUAGCAACUUACUUCCUAUUUUGCGUGUUCAAUUAUAUUUUUCGUUCGUUUUCUUUUUCCUGUUUUGUUUUACUGUUGUUUUAAAUUAUUUAUAUUAAAUUAUUCUAAUGUUACCAAAAUCUAUCGGUGACGUUUCGACAUGGACGAAAUAUCAUUGCUGAAGAAACGCACUUCAGCCGAAGCGCUACAUAAUAUGACGCGCAACGAGGAUUCCGGUCAACCAACAUCGAAGAUAAAAAGAUCGUUCUCACUGAAGCGUGACUUUAUACGGAACAAGCAUGUGAAACCUGGUGAUGUGGAUGACGCUAGAUUAAAGCUAUCUAUGCUGAAGAAACCUUCAUCUUGGAACAAGGUGCUUGGAAAGAUGUUGCAGAAAAUGUCUUAUCUUGGCAUUCAACAGGACAAGGGCCAUUUGUGUUCCAAGUACGAUGCUUAUGUUACACGCUCGUCAACCGACAUCUAUAACGACAAUACUUAUCAAGCCCCAAAGAUUUUAAACGGCGAUAAAGUCCCGGGUGUGGUUGGUCUACGCAACCAGGGUAAUACAUGUUUUAUAAAUGCUGUAUUACAAUGUUUAAGUCACACGGAUGUUUUAGCAAGGUGAUUAUUUUUGAAUGGAAUUUAUUAUGUGUAAAUAGGUAUGGUUAAAAUGUAUAGUAAAAAAAUAAAUAGUUUUUUUAGUGUUUUACUAGAAUAUUAAUGAAGCAUUGAAAUUUGUUAGCUGUGCAUUGUUUGAAUAAAUAAUAUAAUUUUUAAAUUUAACAUUUACUUACUCAUUUUAUUUUUUAAAUUUUAAAAUAAAAAUCUGUUGUUUCUUCAAACAAACUGACAUCAGUAUUGUUCAACAUUAAUAAUGUAUAAUAAAAUGAUAAAGUAAAAACAAAAUUAUUAAAAUGGUUAAUACUCGUAAAUUAACGUACUAAAUAAAUAUAUUAAUAAAGAAUCUAUGUAUAAUCUAAAAUAAAUAAAUUAAUGAAUUCGUCGCCUGGAGUAUUAUGAUACGUGUAUUAUACGACUUGUUUCGAAUUUGAUGUUGUUUUUAAUUUGAAACUGGUCGUAUAGUACACUUAUCAUAAUACUCCAGGCGACUUCAUUCAUUUAUUUAUUUUAUUUUAUAUGCAAAUUUUUUUUAUUUAUAUAUUUAUUUACUAUAUUAAUAAUUUGUUAGACAUUUAUUAUAUUGUAAAUAUGUAUUAUACUAUUAGCCUGGUUUUAUUUAUUUAUUUAAUUUAAUUUUUUAUGAUAUUGUUAAAUAUGUUAUCUCCUGAAUCUUUGAAUUUCACACUCACUCACACAAUCUAUGUACAUUGUGUGCGGGUGUUUAGGCAUCCAUGCUUUGUUUCUAUUCAAAUGUAAUUAUCUUAUUUAUCUUGUUAAUUCUAUCCAUUUAUAUGCUCAAUAUAAUUAAAUUAUAAACUAAAAAAUUGUAAGUCCGUUUUAGAAAUGUUUUUUGGAACACUAUUUUGUCCACAUAUGUACAAAAUUUCAGAUUUCUGUGUGAUACAGAUUUAGCUGUAGAUACCAACCACACAUUCACACAAUUAUUAUAUCAGAAUAAAUAAAAACUUAAUUUGGUUGUCUAAUUAGUAAUUAAUAAUAAAAUCUUUUACAUUUAUUGACAUUCAGCAUUAUGUCACACAUAUAUAUUUAUAUAACUACCUAUAUAAAAAAUAAUAAUAAUUUUGUAUUAGGUAUUUUGUUAUGGAUCAAUAUAAAAUGGACCUAUCUCGGAGGAAUAAGCUUAAUUCUAAAAAGUAUGGUACACGUGGCGAGAUGACUGAACAGCUGGCACUAUUAUUGAAAUCUAUAUGGUUAUGCAAAUAUGACCCAGACAUGUCAAAUCAAUUUAAAGCAAUCGUAGAUAAAUACGGUACUCAAUAUAGAGGAAAUAAUCAGCACGACGCACAAGAAUUUUUAUUAUGGCUUUUGGACAAGGUUCACGAAGAUUUAAAUACUGCUACAAAAAAAAAAUAUAAAACAAUUAGAGUAAGAUUAAGAGUAAUUAAUUAUGUAUUUUUAUUUUAACAAAAUACUUUAUCUAAUUUCUAAUUUAUGCUAUUAGAAUACAUUUGGAAGACCAGAUGAACAAGUAGCUGCCGAAACACUCGCUAAUCAUGUCCGUUGCAAUGAGUCUUUUAUACAUGAUGUUUUUCAAGCACAAUUUAAAUCUUCUCUUACUUGUCCACGCUGUAUGCGACAAUCUAAUACAUUUGAUCCGUUUUUAUGUAUAUCUAUACCUGUACCACAAUGUUAUUCAAUGCCUAUUUUUGUUACUGUUAUUUAUACUUCCCAACAGCCGAGAGAUGUAAGUUGAAAUUUAAUUUUUUAGACACAUGCAAGUUUUUGUAUCAGUAUUUUAUAAAUACUUAACAUUUUGUAAUUUUCAUAUUUAUUAAAUGAUUACAAUUUUUUUACAGGUUAAACUUGGAUUAUCUCUUCCAGUUGAUAGUAAUAUAGCUGAAUUUCGAGAGUUAUUAUGGUCAUAUACUGGUAUAUGUCAAGAACAUAUGUUGAUUACUGAAAUAACUGAUAUUGGUUUUAAUCGAACAUUUUGUGGUAAUUAUUCUUUAAAGUAACCGAAAACAUCUUCAAUUAUUGUCUAAUAUUUUUUUGUUUGUGUUUAGAUUCUAUGCCUGCCUCUAUGAUAACGGAAUCAGACCCUUUAUAUUGUUUAGAACUUCCGAAAUUAAACGAUUGUAGCAAUGAGAGUGGACCUUAUCUAUUAUUAUGUUGGGUUAACAUUCUUAUUGUUGAAGAACAGUGUUCAAGGUAAUUGUUAUGAUUAUUCUUAUGUAUGUGUAUUUGGGUGGUUCUUAUUUUUGAACUUAAAUAAUUUUAUGUUGUGUGCUCGAAAUUCUGUAAGGUACAUUGUAAAAAUACUUUUUAAAAAUUUUGUGUAUGAUAAGUCAACCUCUUUAUGUGCCUUAAAAAAGUUAAAGUUUAAAAAAGGGAAUGUUUUUGGAUUUUUUUACAUUUAGUUUUUAAAUUUUAAACAUACAAAAAAUUUAUCUGACAUUUUAUUAUAGUAAAAAAAGAUUUCUUAUGAAAUGCUCUCUUUAACAUUUCAGUAAAAUAGAUUUGAAAUAAAAAAUUUAAGAUUAUAGUAAAAUUUUAAAUCUACUAACUUUUAAAUUGAUUUUUCACACAUAACUGUAAGUUUCACUGAAAUGUUAAAGCAAGCUAUUAUGUAGGAAAUCUUUUUUACUAUAAUAAAGUUCUUGAUACAUUUUUUGUGUGUUUAAAAUUCAAAAAAAUUAGCGUAAAGAUAUCUUUUUUAUGAACUUAAACUUCUUUGAAUCACAUAAAGAGGUUGACUUAUCAUGCACAAAAUUUCCAAAAAUUAUUUUUGUAAUGUAUCUAACUGAAUUCUGAGCUCGUGAAUUCAAAUAUUUGACAUUUAUUUUUAACACCCAUAGGUUAUAGGUUAAGGGCCACCCUAAUGUGUAUCUCUAAAUAUGUUUAUUUGUAUACAUUAUAGAUUUGGAAGUGCUUUUACCAUGCAAAUAUGCCGUGAAACAUCAUAUAAAGAUCUUCAAAAACUUUUACUCAAAGAAAUGGCAGUGAUGUUACAUGAUGACAUAUUAACAACUGAACAAGAUAUGCCAUUAUUUGGAAUACGACUAGCUGACGCAAGUGAUUUACCUCAAUAUUUAGAUCCAACUGUUGAAUUACCUCUUUUUACCGAUCCAAUUGAUCAAGCAUUAGCUAUGUCAGGAGAUCAACCACAUGUUAAAUUAAUUCUAGAAUGGAGUAUCCAUGCAAAGGAAGCGUACGUAUAAAAUAUUUUUAUAUAAAGUUUAAUUUCUUUAAAUAAUUCAAUUAAAUCAUGUUUUCAUUAGUAAUUUAGUGGUUUUUUGUUUUUUUUUAAAUGUAUAUUUUAUGAUACUUAGGCCCAACACACCUAAAAAACAAAAACGCAUUAAAUGGUGUUAGUCAGCCUAACAUUCUUGAUAACAUAAAGACGAAUCUAAAUAAUUUCUGUUGCAAACACCAUUCAUUUUAUGACUGAUACUGUCUGAAGUAUACAUUUUUCUUAAGUAAUGAUUAGACAAUAAAUAUUAUUAUCAACUUGUUUUUAUCUUGUCUUGUCUAACUGGUGUACGUAUAAAUUGUUUAAUGUGGUAAAACAGAAACCGAAAUCAAAAGACAGUUUUCUUUUUUAGGCGUGUGUUGGGCCUUACAGUUAUGUGCAACAAGAAGUUUGGAUGACAAACUAAAUAUAUUUAAAAUAAUGUUCACAUUGGAGUUACUUGCUUAUUGAUUAUAAUUACUAAUUUUAGAACAAUUGCUGAUCAUUGUGAUCAAAUUGAAGAACACGCAAGUGUAAAGCAGUUGAAAUUAAAUUCAGAAAAAGGAACAUCUAUUACACUUGAACAAUGUUUUGAUGUAAGUUAUAAAUUCUUUCUCUUAGGUAUUUAAUUAUCAUUGACUUUCUAAAUUUUAUUGCGUGUUUUAUAUACUGAUUGUAUUUAAUGUCAUUGUAGAAUUAUCAUUUAAUAGUCGUGAAUGACAAUGCAAAUUUUAACAAAGUAAAUAAAUACAUAUUUAGUUGACCCUUCUAAAUAAAUGUAUGUAAAAUAUUAUUACCUUUUUUUUUUUUUUUUUUGAAAGUUUUAUAACAAUAUUAUUAUUCACAUGUUUGCAUGUAUAAAGUUAUCUAAUUUUGUAUAUCUUAUAUAAUAAAUAAUGCAAUGAAAAGUAAAAUGUCUAAAUUAAUCAAGCAUCAUAUAUAUUGGUCAUCAAUCAAAAAUCAAUGUGGAACAAAUAUAUAUAAUUCUCUAUCAAAUGCAUUGAUGACUGUUAAUUUAAAUAAUAAUUUACUACAACAUAGAAUACACCAUGUUUAUUAACACAAUAGUACAAGUAAACUGUAUGACAAAAUCAAAUUAAAUUUCAGAUUCUGAAUGUAGUGAGAAAGUUUUACUUGGGUGCUUUUUUUUUUUCAGAAAACACUUUUGGUUAGUAAAAAUACUUACAUUUUCAUGACAUACUUUAAAAGAUGUAGUUUUUUCACCCUAUGGUGCUUUAUUUAAAAAGUUUUUGAAAUUCCUUAUACUCUUUCCAAAAAAUAGCUUUUUAUAGUUCUUUUCUUCUUUUUAAAACAUUUAGGUUAGGCAAAAGUUAAAAUUUUUCAUUCAGUAUCUUAAAUGAUGCCAACAUUUCUACUUAGUGGUACUUUAAUUGAAACAUCUAUUGAAGUUAUCAGUAAUUUGUUAGAUUUUUUUGAUUGUAGCAAGGAAUGUAUUGGUUUUACUACGGUGUGUGUUUUUUUUAAUUUCUUGUAGAAGUUGUACACAACCAUAACAAAUUUAAAACAUACACACAUAGUAAAACCAAUACAUUCCACCCUACGCUCAGAAUAAAAAUUGAGCUUAUUAUAGUUUUUUUUUAUUUAUAUAAGUGUUUUAAGUUCAGAUGUUGAAGAAAAUCUUAAAAAUUACAGUUUCAAAACAUUUCAUUUUACUUCCCUCGGAAUCACGGUAUUUCAUCAGCAAUGGUUUAUCAUUGCAUACUGAUAUAAAUUAAAUAAUCAUAUAUACUAUUUUGCCAACUUCCUGUCUACAACAGGCACACCCAUCAUCAGUAUUGGUUUUUUUUUUAUAUAUAUCUUUGUGUUUUAGAUUUGAAAUUUUCACUACAAACUAAUAACAUCCUUUUAUGAAUCUAGUAAAAUUUUCAAACAAUUCUGGCAACUUUUGAGCUAUUUAUAAACAUUUUAUACAUUUUUAAAUCACUGCAUUUUGUAUGAAAUUGAAACAUUUGAUUAAUCAAAAAACUAUUUUAAUUAAAAAAACAUUAAAAGCAGCUUUUUGGCAAAAGUUUCACAAAUUUUGAAAAUUCACUUAUUUUAAUGUAUGAUAUGAACAAAUCAGAGUAUUUUAUUAGUCGAACAAGUGUUUUCUCAAAAAAAAAAAAAACAGUAUAAAUUUACUUCAGUUGUAUUUAACAUUUAAUGUGUAAUAAUUUAGUUGUAUACGAAAGAAGAAGUAUUAGGACCAGAAAAUGCUUGGCAUUGUCCACAGUGCAAUCUUAAACAAGAAGUUGUGAAAAAACUUGGCUUGUGGACUUUACCUGAUAUUUUAGUUGUUCAUCUUAAGCGGUUUAGACAAUCCCUAUCAUUACCAUCAUCAAGGCAGCACAAUAAUAGGUAAAUAAAAUUGUAAAAUUAAACAUUUAUUAUUUUUAUGACUGAAAUACUUAUAUUACAUAUAAUGUUUUUAUUCACAGGCAACCAACAAAACUUUCAGUUCUUGUAGAUUUCCCCUUAUUUAGUUUUGAUAUGACUCCACAUUUAGCUAUAGGUCGAGAUGUAAGGGUACCGUUGAAGCCACCUCCGAAUUCUCGUUUAUUAUCUUCUUUACAGGACCAUAAUCUUUAUGAUCUAUAUGCUGUAUGCAAUCAUCAUGGAUCAGAUCCUCAUAGUGGACAUUAUACUGGUAAAUAUUAAUUUAACAUGUUUUUUAUAUAAAGUAUAUAAUAUUAUUCAAUUAUUAAAAUUAUUUUAUUAUUAUUAUUAGCAUUUUGUAAAAACCCAUACGACAAACAAUGGUAUAGUUUUGAUGAUACUAAAGUUACCUCAAUACCUGAUACUUCUUUAGUCACGACAUCAGCAUACAUGUUAUUUUAUCAACGGCGAGAUAUUAUUCUAAACAGUACUGAUCAUUGGGCCACACGGUUGCACGCACACAUAUCAAAUAGCCAUUCAGUUGGACAAAUAGUUGAUAAUAUAGGUAAUUUUUAAUUAUUUAAUUUAAAAGAUUAACUUGCUUGUUAUUUAUAAUACAUUUGGUAUAUUGAAUUUGUAUUGUUCAUUGUUAAAUAUUUAAGAGCACAACGAUGAUGAUAUUGCUGAGUUAAGUGACUCACCAUCCAGUCAUACAAUUUCUAGGUCAUCAACAGUUGAAAAUGAUGUAUUGUUUUCUAGAUCGGUAAAUAUUUUUAUUAUUUUUAGAAUUUUAUCUAAAAAUUAAUGUGCCUAUAAGAUAUUAGAAAUUAUUUAUUUUGUUUAGAGUUCACCUAUGGUAAAUGGCAGAAGAUCUUCAGAUAAUUGUGUUAUUGACACUGAAAAAAAUUACAAAAAACUGUUACACAAUGCUAAAGAGUCUUGUAUUUAAAUUAUAGUGAUUGUUUUACGGUUGUUAUUUUUAAAGAUUUCAAACCGCUUACCAUUGAAGAAUUAUUAAUUGUUUUUAUAAUGUUUAAGUUAGGUACAUAUAAAUAAUAAUUACAAUAAUUUUUUGGCAAAAGGUAAUUUAUUUGCUCAUAAAAAGGAACAUUCCUUCUACAUUUUUACAGUAUCCAUACUCUAAGAAGUAAUAAUGUUAUUAUAAUCUUUGAAGAAAAAGAAAUAUGUACUUACUUCAAUUUUCAGAUUUAUAUAAUUUUUAUUCUGAAGAAAUUUUUAAAAAAAAUCAUUUAAAUGAUUUUGAACAUGUUUUUAACGUAUGCUCAACAAUUUAUGUCCCAAAAAAAAAUGUUGAUAAUAAAAUGUUUUAUUAAAUAAAAAGUGGUUUUAUUUUUACUGUCGUCUUACAUUAUAUUAUUUUGUAAAAUAAAAUAA